Rhizoctonia solani is the source of this 1776-nucleotide messenger RNA. RefSeq names its product Tyrosine kinase specific for activated. The record is from RefSeq and is a predicted model, not a curated record. The coding region runs from base 1 to 1776 and encodes 591 amino acids. Gene Ontology annotation, molecular function: ATP binding; protein kinase activity. The transcript has 18 exons. Gene Ontology annotation, biological process: protein phosphorylation. NCBI's taxonomy places the organism in Eukaryota, Fungi, Basidiomycota, Agaricomycetes, Cantharellales, Ceratobasidiaceae.
AUGCCCAUAAACGAAAUUAUGGUCCACUUACAAGAACAUGGUUGCAAGAACGUAACUGAAGACUUAGACCUUCACAAAUGUAGCCAGUAUCCCGUGGCCAGCGGUGGCUUUGGCGAUGUGUUCUACGGAACACUUCGUAAUGGUAGUCCUGUUGCCAUAAAAUGUCUUCGAAUAUUUGUCGGAACCCAAGAAGAAGAAGGAAAAAGGCAGUUGAGACGCGCCGCUCAUGAAAUAUAUAUUUGGUCGAAGUGUGACCAUCCUCAUGUACUUGACCUAGUUGGGGUAGCCCAAUACCAAGAGCGCAUAGCAAUGGUGUCACCUUGGAUGCCCAGGGGAAACUUAACGUGGUAUCUGUCCCAGAAUCCCCAUGCGGAUCGGCAUCAAAUGUGUGUACAAAUUACAGACGGGGUGGCUUACUUGCACGAUAGAGGGAUCGUUCAUGGUGACAUCAAAGGGCUUAACGUUUUAGUAUCAGAAGAACAUAUCCCUAUGCUCACUGAUUUUGGCACAUCAUCACUAAGCAAUUAUACCCUCCAGUUUACGAGGGGAACAGGGAGCGGAGUCACUGCCACAGUCCGUUAUACGGCGCCGGAGAUUCUUAUGGAGGAAACUAAGCUUACCACGGAAGGGGAUAUAUAUGGGCUUGGGAUGACUAUGCUGGAAAUAACUACAGGUCGUCCUCCAUACCACGAGAGUGUCAAUGAGGCUAUUAUUGUUCGAAAGAUUACAACUGGAGUGCACCCAGCCCGGCCCAAGCACGAUUUAAUGGGUAGCAAAGAUCAAUCGAACGUUUUAUGGAAACUAUUCGAGAAUUGCUGGGCAUUUGACCCAUGUCAGCGACCAAAGGCUAUCGAACUAUUGGAUAAGCUUAGAACACUUGUUCGCCCAACGAUGCGAUUCGACGUUAUCGAAGAGACAAUGACCACGGGAGAAAUAUUGCUGUGUCUUUAUUAUCAUGGCUGCAAAACCGUGACUGAGGCGCCCAACCUACAGAGGUGGCCACCUAUUAGCGACCCUGAAAGCCAGUAUAUGCUUUCACGUAAUGAUGAACUUGCGUUUAAAGGUGCGAUAUUGUCCGGCUUCGCUCAAAAGUCCAGUCAAGAACAUUUCCAGCAAAGCCUAGCAUACGAGGCUUACAUAUGGUCACGGUGUAAUCACCCUCAUAUAUUAAAUUUGAUUGGGGUGGCUCGGAUCCAAGACUCUCUCGCAAUGGUGUCUCCUUGGAUAGGAUACGGUCGUCUGACAGACUAUAUCACUAGAAAUAAAGGGAUUAGAGAUUGCUGUAAAGUGUCCACGCAAGUGGCAGAUGCUGUGGCUUAUCUCCAUUCAAACCAAAUUAUUCAUUGGAACAUCAACAUAAGCAAUCUCCUUGUUGCAGAUCAUGAAUGCAUCAAACUAUGUGGGUUUGAAAAGGCCCGUAUAUAUCGACAAGAACUCCUCGGAUUUCCCGGGCUUCUUCCGGAUUCAUGCGAGUCUAUGGAAUUAUUUGGCUAUCUUCAGGGGAUUGAGAUCGGUAUGCUUGGGACGACAAUACUGAGUAUCAUUAUUUCUGGACGGUCUGGAAUAGGGCGCUCACUCUUAUCCAGCGAAUUCACCAUCCGUGGUAAGCUUGAGCGCCCCGACCAAUAUUUCCCUAUCAAUGAUCAGGGAAAUCUAUUGUGGUCGUUGGUCAAUAACUGCUGGAAUGCGAACGAAUGGCUUAGACCAACAGCCGCUACGGUGCGCGAUGCUAUGUCAACGUUCUCAGAUGAAAGCAUCUGGAAGUCAGAUAUUUGA